This is a messenger RNA of Exophiala spinifera, 1548 nucleotides long. RefSeq lists its product as uncharacterized. The transcript is spliced from 2 exons. NCBI's taxonomy places the organism in Eukaryota, Fungi, Ascomycota, Eurotiomycetes, Chaetothyriales, Herpotrichiellaceae. The record is from RefSeq and is a predicted model, not a curated record. Gene Ontology annotation, biological process: dipeptide transport; transmembrane transport; allantoate transport. Gene Ontology annotation, cellular component: plasma membrane. Gene Ontology annotation, molecular function: allantoate transmembrane transporter activity; dipeptide transmembrane transporter activity. Bases 1 to 1548 code for a protein of 515 amino acids.
AUGUCGAUCACCGAAAAAGACAUGUCCCUGCAGCAUCAAGAGCAGACCGUAGAGUGUGAGGAGCUCAAACACAGAUCAGACGAGGUGACAGACGGGGACUUGGCUCUCACCAUCCUCCACACCCAUUUCGAACCCUACACAAAAGAGGAAGAGAAAAGGGUCCUCCGUAAAAUCGACAUUAGACUGGCGCUGUUGAUGCUGUUCGCCAAUGGAAUACAAUUUGUGGACAAGUUGACAAUUUCACAGGCCGCCACCUAUGGCCUGAUCAAAGAAGCCCACCUUAAGGGCCAGGAGUUUUCGCUCCUCAUCACAAUCUUCUACAUCGGAUACCUCGUUGCGCAGUACCCAACUAAUGUCCUCAUGCAGCGUUUCCCAACCGGUAAAUACAUUACCGUCAACUUCGUCCUUUGGGGAAUUACCUUGACAUGCAUGGGGGCUUGCAGGAGCUUCGGACCGUUCAUGGUGACGCGGUUUCUGCUCGGUGUCUUUGAGUCCUGUCUAAAUCCGGGCUUUGUCUUGAUCACAUCGUCCUGGUGGAAGCGGGAAGAGCAGCCUGCUCGAAUCGCUAUAUGGUUCUGUGCCAACGGACUCAUUUCAAUCCCCUGCGGCUUCAUUUUCUACGGUGUCGCCCACAUGAAUGCGAGGGGCCUGUUCCCUUACCAGUGGAUGUUCAUCUUCUUCGGAGUCUUCACUAUUCUUUUUGGGACGACCUUGUGGUAUUUACUACCGGACUCCCCAAUCGCGGCCAGGUGGCUCAACGAGCGGGAACGGCUCAUCGCGGUGGAGCGCCUCAAGUCGAACAAAACCGGAGUCAAGAAUACUCACCACAAAUGGCCCCAGGUCAAGGAGGCUCUACGCGAUGCGAAGGUCUGGAUGCUGGUCGCUGCUGUCUUUGUCCACAACAUGACGAAUAGCGUCCAGACCAACUUCACUGGGCUGAUUAUCAGAGGAUUUGGAUACUCGCCCUAUCAAGCGGUCCUGCUCAGCAUCCCCUCUGCAGCCAUAUUUGCCGUCACUAUCUUGGUGGUGUCAUUCUUUCUAUCUUCCAAGUACGGCGAAGGAAAGCGCAUCCUUGCCAUCAUCAUCUGCUACAUCCCAGGGGUCGUAUCCUGCGCAAUCCUGCACGCGUCUCCUUUGAACGAACAUACCAAGGGGCUCCAUCUGUUUGCGGUCUUCUUCCUCGGUUGUGUUGCAGCAUGCGCUGGGAUAAUGUAUUCUCUCUUAGCCUCCAACAUUGCCGGAUACACCAAAAAGACCGUCUCGGGUACACUCUUUUUCGUCAGCUUCUGCGUGGCAAAUAUCGUGUCUCCUCAAACAUUCAUCGCCAAAGAGGCUCCUCACUAUAACACCGGCAUCGCCGUCUCGUUGACAGCUUUCUGCCUCAAUAUCUGUCUCUUUGCUGUCCUGUAUAUCAUCUACGCCGUUGAAAACAGGCGCCGUGACCAGUUGGAAGAAGGACAGGUCUGUGAGGACGACACUCGGGAUUUGAUCGACGCAUUCAGUGAUAUGACGGAUGGCGAGAACAAGAGAAUGAGAUAUAAGCUAUGA